This is a messenger RNA of Ceraceosorus guamensis, 795 nucleotides long. RefSeq names its product GTP cyclohydrolase I. The record is from RefSeq and is a predicted model, not a curated record. The coding region runs from base 1 to 795 and encodes 264 amino acids. Gene Ontology annotation, biological process: tetrahydrobiopterin biosynthetic process; tetrahydrofolate biosynthetic process. Gene Ontology annotation, molecular function: GTP binding; GTP cyclohydrolase I activity; zinc ion binding. Gene Ontology annotation, cellular component: cytoplasm. NCBI's taxonomy places the organism in Eukaryota, Fungi, Basidiomycota, Exobasidiomycetes, Ceraceosorales, Ceraceosoraceae. The transcript has 4 exons.
AUGAGCAACAUCAACGCUGGCUCGUCGUCGUCUGCUGGUGCCUCCAACUUUCGCAGCCCACCUAUCUUGCCCGUGGGCGCCAGUGCUGGUCACAAUCAGCUGCUAUCGAGGCAGAACAGCUUCAGGAGCGCUAGUGCGAGCGGGCAGAGGACUCCAGUCAUGGACAAGGAUGGUCUAGGAUGGCCAGCCAAGUCCACCCUCGAUCGGCUCAAUCAUACGCCGGCUCAGGCCGCUGCGAAUUCAGCUCGUCUAGCAGGCGCUGUGCGGACCAUCUUGCAGUGCCUUGGCGAAGACCCGGAUCGGGAGGGCCUGAGAAGGACGCCGGAAAGGUAUGCCAAAGCGCUGCUUUGGAUGACGCGUGGUUACGAAGAGAGACUAAGCGACGUCAUCUCAAAUGCAAUCUUUGACGAAGAACACGACGAGAUGGUCAUCGUCAAGGACAUCGAGAUCUCGAGCUUGUGCGAGCAUCACUUGGUCCCUUUUAGGGGUAAGAUCCACAUUGGCUACCUGCCGAAUCGCUUGGUGAUCGGCUUGUCGAAACUAGCGCGCAUCGCAGAGACGUUUGCUCGUCGGCUUCAAGUGCAAGAGCGUCUGACCAAACAAGUGGCUUUAGCGCUAGAAGAAGCGAUUCACCCGCAAGGCGUAGCUGUUGUGGUCGAAUGCGAGCACAUGUGCAUGUCGGCCCGUGGGGUGCAAAAGCAAGGCGCGACGACCGUCACUAGCUGCAUGCUCGGCUGCUUUAGGAAUAGCGCAAAGACCAGGCACGAAUUCUUGACUCUUAUCAAUCGCAAGUAG